Pleurotus ostreatus (oyster mushroom) is the source of this 1074-nucleotide messenger RNA. It is a transcript of the gene PFA3, whose product is annotated as palmitoyltransferase for Vac8p. Gene Ontology annotation, biological process: protein targeting to membrane; peptidyl-L-cysteine S-palmitoylation. The transcript has 8 exons. The record is from RefSeq and is a predicted model, not a curated record. Gene Ontology annotation, molecular function: protein-cysteine S-palmitoyltransferase activity. Lineage: Eukaryota; Fungi; Basidiomycota; Agaricomycetes; Agaricales; Pleurotaceae. The coding region runs from base 1 to 1074 and encodes 357 amino acids. Gene Ontology annotation, cellular component: Golgi apparatus; endoplasmic reticulum.
AUGCCGCUCAUUACUCUGGACUACCAGGAUGCCUCAACUCGCAUGCUUUCACCGGUAGCACCUCAACCAGAUCACUCAAAGACUUUUGUCCAUUAUCUACCACUCGGUGCCACCGUGUUGCUGCUACUUGCGCCACACCCCUCCGUUAUCUUCGUCGUCGUGAAAUAUCACCUUUUAACCCUGGAGGAACCCUUGCUGCUUUUUGUCCAUCUUGCUGCAAUAUACACGCUUUCGUUCCUCGCCUUCUCAUCUCUGAUCGUGUGUGUUGCGCGGGAUCCUGGUCCAGUGAAUUCCGUCGACGAGGCCGGUCGAGGGGAGGGAGACGGCCUGAUGAUGUCCACCGUGUCGGACGAUGUGGAUUUCAACGGACCAGGAAAGUGGUGUCGGGAAUGCUGGGCACCGAAACCCGAACGCACACACCACUGCUCGCACUGUGGGAGGUGUGUCCUUAAAAUGGAUCACCAUUGCCCGUGGCUUGGUGCUCGCUGCAUAGGCCACAGAACGUACCCGGCGUUUGUUCACUUCCUGACAUCUGUGACGCUGCUCGCUACGUACAUUGCAUUUGUGAACGGCUCCGCGCUUUGGUUUGCGUUCAACAACGUGCUCGCGAUUGACGAGGCGAUAUACUUGCACGAACUCAGCUUGUUCUUCGCAGGCGUCAUCUUCGCACUGGUCAUAGGGUCUUUCCUCUUCUACCAUGUAUACCUAAUUUCGACGAAUCAAACUACGAUAGAGAACCUUUCGCCGUUCAUGCUGCUCCGACAUCUCCCCCCUCUCCCCGCAUCUAACAAUGCUGGACGCAUACUCUCGGAUCCCCCAUCAGAGCACGAACUUACGUAUGAACAGCGAUAUAUUGUGCGAGAAGCGCAUGGCGCGAUACGAUUGUACGACAUCGGGUUGAGACGAAAUUGGGCGCAGGUGUUUGGAUGGGAGCGGAGGUGGGGCUGGGUUCCCAGACUGCUACACGGUGGAGGAAGCAAGGGCGAUGGCAGAAGCUUCGUGCGCAAUCCACGCUCCGACGACAUGCUCGCGACAUUAGCUACUGAACUUGUUAAAGCCGGCAAGGACAAUUGA